This is a messenger RNA of Engraulis encrasicolus (European anchovy), 938 nucleotides long. RefSeq names its product nuclear factor 7, ovary-like. Gene Ontology annotation, molecular function: protein binding; ubiquitin protein ligase activity. Bases 55 to 831 code for a protein of 258 amino acids. The transcript has 4 exons. NCBI's taxonomy places the organism in Eukaryota, Metazoa, Chordata, Actinopteri, Clupeiformes, Engraulidae. Gene Ontology annotation, biological process: protein ubiquitination. Gene Ontology annotation, cellular component: cytoplasm. The record is from RefSeq and is a predicted model, not a curated record.
CAGAUGACAGUUCUUUUCCCUGUAACACUUAAACAAAUAGGCUACUGAGGGACAAUGGCAUCGAAGUUAGCAGAAUACCGCAAGACUCAGGUCCUUAGAUCAGAAAAGCAGAUCAAGGAGGAGUUUGAGAAGCUUCACCGGUUUCUACGAGAGGAGGAGGCAGCCAGGAUAGCUGCACUGAGAGAGGAAGAGAUGUGUUCCGGAGCUCUGAUCAAUGAGGCGAAGCAUGUGGGCAACCUGAAGUUCAGAGUCUGGGAGAAGAUGCAGGGGAUUGUCCAAUACACUCCUGUCACUCUGGAUCCCAACACUGCAGCUGUUAAUCUCAUCCUGUCUGAGGAUCUGACCAGUGUGAGAGGUGGUGAUGAGAGACAGCAGCUUCCUGAAAAUCCAGAUAGAUUUGAUGGAAUUGCACGUGUCCUGGGCUCUCAGGGCUUUAGCUCGGGGAAGCACUGCUGGGAUGUGGAGGUUGGGGAGAGUAAUGACUGGACUGUGGGUGUGAUGAUCGAGUCUCUCCAGAGGAAGGGAAACUGGCCGUCUGUGAGUGGACGGUGGUGUGUGUAUUAUAGGGAUGGUCGGUAUAAAGCACAUGCCCCACCACAGUCCUCCACUCUCCUCACCGUGGAGCAGAGACCCCAGAGGAUCAGAGUGCAGCUGGACUGGGACAGAGGAAUGCUGUCCUUCACUAACCCUGAUAAUAACACACACAUACACACCUUUACACACACCUUCACUGAGAGAGUGUUUCCAUACUUCCGCACCAUUCCAGUCUUGAAGAUCUCACCAAUGAAAGUGAAAGUGACAAUUGAGCCCUAUGAGUCAAUCUGGUGUUAAAUGGUGUUAAAAUCAAAGGUCUAAUUUGUCUCCAGUUUUUCAUCAAGUCCAACGGUAUUGGAAAGUAACAUUUCUAUAGUUUUUCAUGACCUUACAUUUCUUUUUAA